Magnolia sinica is the source of this 2674-nucleotide messenger RNA. RefSeq names its product cation/H(+) antiporter 15-like. NCBI's taxonomy places the organism in Eukaryota, Viridiplantae, Streptophyta, Magnoliopsida, Magnoliales, Magnoliaceae. The transcript has 4 exons. The coding region runs from base 38 to 2674 and encodes 878 amino acids. Gene Ontology annotation, biological process: regulation of pH; proton transmembrane transport. Gene Ontology annotation, cellular component: membrane; endomembrane system. The record is from RefSeq and is a predicted model, not a curated record. Gene Ontology annotation, molecular function: antiporter activity; RNA binding.
GCCAGCUUUCCUGUGUUGAGACAGGAGGGAGACGAUCAUGGAGGCGGACGCGAUGGACAAUCCAUCGGCCAUCUUUGAUGACAAAGAAAGCCUCAUGGGGCCGAUGGCGUGCCGGCCCGCCGCUGUCUCCGGGAUCCUCUCCCAUGGCAUAUGGCUAGGGCAGAAUCCUCUACAUUUUGGUUUACCUCUCUUAUUAUUUCAAAUCUCUCUUAUCUCCAUAAUCACGUGGACCAUGCACUACCUUCUCAAACCCUUCAGACAGCCUAGAAUCAUCAGCAGUAUAAUGGGGGGAAUAAUCCUGGGCCCAUCAAUCUUGGGCCGCAGCAAGAGUUUUAGAAAAAUGUUCUUCCCGCGAGAAAGCCAAAUGCUGGUGGAGACAGCUGGGCUGUUAGGCGUCACGUUCUUCCUCUUUAUAGUGGGAGUGAAGAUGGACCCCACCAUCAUCAAGAAAUCAGGGAAGCAGUCAGUGUUGCUGGCCAUUUCAAAUGUAUUCUUCCCUGCAAUUCUUCUGUCAUUCCUCACCUUAACCUUCAAUGAACAUAUCAUCCCCGCAGGCCUAUCGAUUAACCAUGUCAUGAAACUGUCCAUAAUGACAUCGAUGACCUCGUUCCCUGUCAUUGCAGUCGCCCUCACUGAGCUCGGGAUGCUUAACUCCGACGUUGGCCACCUGCUCAUGUCAUCGGUGAUUAUCGGAGAAAUAUUCGCCGUCUCCUUUGUAUCGGCCACCUUGGCAGCUAAUAUAGCUGCAGAGAACCAGAUGUACGCCAUAGGGAUGGUGUUGUCAAUGAUCGUUUUGAUAGUCUUCAUCAUCUGCGUGUUCAGGCCCAUAUCAUUGUGGAUCAUCAAACAAACCCCAGAGAAUCAGCCAGUAGCAAAGACACAUAUCUUCAUCAUUAUCAUUGGGAUCCUGGUCACUGCUUUCAUUGGAGAAACGAUUGGGCAGCACUCGCUCUUCGGGCCGUUCAUCUUGGGAUUGGUCAUACCUGUUGGGCCCCCACUAGGAUCGGCCAUGGUAGAAAGGAUUGAAUCUGUGGCUUUGGAGAUUCUAAUGCCACUCUAUUUCGUUUCAACUGGCUUGAAAGUGAAUGUGUAUGCUAUACAUGAUUGGAAGGCGAUGUUGUUCCUAGAGGGGAUCGUGAUCAUCGGUUGCCUAGCAAAGAUUGCGGCGUCCACUUUGUUGUCGGUCUACAUCAACAUCCCCAAACAGGAUGCUCUCGUGUUCGGCCUGUUCAUGUGUUCCAAAGGCAUCAUGGAAGUCGUCAUUUUGAAUAUUUGGAAGAAUGAUAAGUCCAUAGAUAAUCAAGAGUAUAUCAGUAUGAUUGUCUCGAUCCUAAUGGUGACUAGCAUUUGCACGCCGCUGGUGACUGCCAUCUACAAGCCCACGAUGCGGUACAUUGCGUACAGUUGGCGAACGGUACAGCACAGUGUUGAGGGCAACUUGGGGCCAUGUCUUCUUACAUGUGUCCACGACGAAGACAACGUCCCACCCAUCAUCAACCUCCUGCAAAUGUCCAAUAUUUCCAGGUUUAACCCCCUAGCCGUCCAUGUCCUCCACCUCGUGAAUAUGGUGGGCCGCGCCUCGCCGUUGCUUAUGCCUUACAAACCAACCAAAUACCCCACCGGCACUAAUCGAAUAAUGAACGCUUUCCAGCAGUAUGAGCGAAACUACCGUGGGCAUGUCUGGCUGCAACCCUUCAUAGCAAUUGCACCCCACGAGACCAUGCACAAUGAUAUUUGCUCGCUUGCACAUACCAAGCACGUAUCGCUCGUGAUCAUGCCAUUCCACAAGCAACCGGCAGUUGAUGGGAGGAUGAUGUUGGGAGGGUCAGGCCAGUCUAUCAAGAUCAUUAAUCGUAAUGUCUUGGAGGAGGCUCCAUGCUCGGUGGGGAUCUUGGUGAACUGCAGGGCCUUGGGAGGGAUCAGGCAACCAAGACAACAUUGGUUCCACUUGGCUGUCUUGUUCUUGGGAGGCCGUGAUGAUCGUGAGACGUUGGCUUACGCGGCAUGGAUGGCAAGUAACCCAUCUGUCAGCAUCUAUGUGACACGAUGUGUUCCGUUGGACUGGAAGCUCUAUGAUUCCAUCGAGAAGAAGCUCGAUGAUGAGAUGGUGGCUAAGUUCAAGAUGUGGGUGAUGGGCAAUAACCGGGUUAGUUAUCGAGAGGAGGAGGUGGCUGAUGGUGUAGGGACGGUUGCAGUGAUUAGAUCGAUGGGUGACAUGUAUGAUCUUUUCAUGGUGGGGUGGGGGCUAGAAACGGAGACGGUCUUAACAAGGGGGUUGAGGGACUGGAACGAUGACUGCGAGCUUGGGAUCGUAGGAGACUUCCUUGCGUCGACAGAUUACAGUGGGGCAGCAGCAGUGCUAGUGUUGCGACAGCAGGCCAGAGUGGGCAGCAUAGACGGGGCGCAACCCAUGUCACCCAUGGCGCACGUUAGCAUUACGACCUCGAAUAAGAUCCAUGAUCCGCCGGACAUGCCAGAGGAUCUGUAUCAGAUCUUCAGCAAAUACGCGAGAGCUGAAGACUACUACACUCCUUGGGACGAGAAGCUCCAACGCCAUAGAGGGUAUGGCUCCAUCCGUUUUUUCUACUUGGCAGAUGCGUAUGCAGCCAUUGGGGUCCUUAAUGGCAUGAAGGUUGAUGGCUGGCCCCUCACAGUGGAGAUAGGCAAUCCUUGA